Molecule: messenger RNA, 363 nt
Organism: Fusarium graminearum PH-1
Lineage: Eukaryota; Fungi; Ascomycota; Sordariomycetes; Hypocreales; Nectriaceae
Exons: 1
Coding region: 1-363 (120 amino acids)
Source: RefSeq, a predicted model, not a curated record
AUGGAACAAAUAACGCCCACAGAAAUUCCACAGCAAACAGGCCCAUCACAACGGCCGCCGCUAGCGAAUCAGGCUUUACCACCGUCUCUGUCAACGGCACAAGUACAAUGUCUGAUCACGGCAUGGUAUUAUUGUUCUCAUCCAGUCCAGCGCGAGUACCUGAGCGAACUACUUGUCCAAACAAUCCGCGACAAGCUAGACAGAAUACAAGAGAUACGAACCCAGCUGCAUGCGAUGCAACAAAAGUUAUGGGAGAACGAACAAGAGUCUUUUAGAAUGAGGACAUACUUUUCCCAGCUUGAAAGAACACGGCUUCAUCUGGUAUCUCAACUUGAGGCGAUGUCUCCUCCCCCUGAUACUUAA